UUCUAGGGGUUCUACAUACAUAAAACUAAAUAAUGAUGAAAAAGUGAAGGUAAAAAACUUCCGGAAGAUGGAUGUCAACAAAAAAGUGUUGCAGCAUUAGAUAUAAUGUCUAAAGCAAAAAGGUUAUUUUGCUAGAAGUUAUUUCGAGUAUGGCUCAGGAAGUGAAGAAUGGGAAAAGCCACAAUGAUUUUAAAUGAAAUUGCAAUGUGUUGCGUGAUGAAUACAUUUUUAAAGUGCAAUCAUGCUUUCUGCAGAAAAGAUAUUCAACAUUGCUACAAUUCUACUAAACAAUGGCUAUAUACCAGCUGAAUCCCCAAAUAGUUUGGUAAAACUCUUUAAAUGGUAUUCUGAUACAAAAAUUGAUGAAAUUUUUGAAAGAACCAAGAUUAGCAAGAAUGAGCUAUACAUGUUCUUUAACGAAACCAUACCUUGCUUAGUUAAUACAACUCAAAAAUUUUCGAAUUCUUAUAAUGAUGCUGUGGUGCUGAAAAAGAUUGUUGAAAUUUGUUUUAAGAAAUAUGCCACAACCAGUAAUUUUAUAUGUGAACACGAGAAUAUUGAGGCAGGUAUACGAGGAAUCAUGCUCAUAAUAUCAAUCAUCUUUAUUCUUAUUCUAACUUUCUUUUGUGUCAAAAGAAAGAAUUGUUGUCUACAUUGUUGUGGAGGUUUUCCAGGGCCAGUUGUGCCACUGAAUAUGAUUGAUAGUUAUGAAAAUCGCAGUGGAUUUGCAUUGGCAUUUUGUGUUAUUGUUACUUCAUGUGUGAGUAUUUUAUUUGGAAACUAUCAAGACAUUGUUGGAUGGAAUUUGGCGGAUAUCAUUUCUACGUAUCCAGGCUUUAUUUCUAUUUUCAUCAAGUUAUCGUUUGCGGGAUUUGUAUCAAUGUUGGCUUAUCCUCUCUUUGUCUGCCAGAGCAUGAAGAAUAAACUUGUGGGAAGUGUGUUUGGUGUGUUUUUCUCAAGCGCAUGGCUAACAUUAGAGGGUUUUAAGAUAUUUGUCUUAGUUUCAUCUUGUUGGAAAGUUUAUAAAAAUGUUGGAAUGGGGAACUAUGGAUUAGUUGGAAUGUUCCUUGACUUUCCAAAACAAAUUUCUUUAAUGUUGUUACUGGUUAAAUUCCUAUGGACUAUUAUGAAAGUUUUAAUAAUGAAACGAUGUAAAGAUGAUCAGAUAAGAAGUAAAUUAUUUGAUGACGAGAGAAAUUGGCGAAAGGAGUAUAUGUAUGUGCAUGUAAGAAACUUAAUGCAGCGCAUUAGUCCUUGCAAUGAUGAAAAAGAGCAGACAUUAAAAACGAAAAUAACUGGUAAAAUAAAGUCAAAAAAGUAUCAAUAUAUUCCAGGUUUCAAGUACUCUACACGCAUAAUCGUCAGUACAGCGGUAGCAGUCGUGUCUGUUUAUAAUAUCAUUGUUCUUGCUAUUAUGAUUGGAUACAUUUACCUACAUCAAUUUUGGUCUUCGUACUUUUCCACUUCCGCAAUUUCAUUCGUUUCCAAAUACACUGGUGCACCAAUAUCAGAAGUAAAAUUAUAUGGCAUCUGUGUUAAAGUUUCGUAUUGGUUGUCGUUACCAGUAGCAGCGUUAUUUUUUAUAGCGGUUACUACAAAUUCUUUGACUUGGUAUAGACAACAUAUUAUGAGACUUAGGAGUGGAGAUCGAUCGUUCCUUCCAACAUCAGUUGACAAAGGAUCCCUUGGUGCCAAUAGCCUCAUGGCUGCCAGUAUCAAGUUCUCUGGAUUUUUAGUUGGUUAUUCAGUUUGGGGUUUCAUAAUUAUUGCUAUGAUAUUGUUUGUGGCAAUUUUGGGAAUAUCUACACAGAUUUUUCUACCAUUAAAAACAAACAGAUUGUCGUAUUUGUUGAUAUUGCUGAAAACUGUCUGGCCUACUGCUGUGGUUGCUGUCAUUGUUGCUUUGUUUCAAAUGCUCAUUUCAAGUUGUUGCUUUCAAUUAGAAAAAAAUUCUCUGGCCAUAGAUAACAGGAGAGCUUUCCAUAUUACAUCAUACUUCAUGUUUUUCUUCAAUAUUUUUCUUGGCCUGGUGUCUUGCUUAAAACGCAUCAUUUUGGGAAUGAUUUUAGGGGUUUUCUUUCUGCAGCGGUUGCAAAAAAGUGCGCUGCCAAGAUCAUACGAAAAACAGGAUCCAGGUUACUUAGCCUACUUGGGUUAUAUACUUUUGGAGCAUCAACAUGCGAAUCCUGUUUUACAAUGUUUCGUUCGAUUGCUUUUGGAAACCCAUAAAAAAACGCUGGGUAAUGAAAUUAUAACUGAACCCAAACAACCAGCUCAUGUACAACAUCUUGCUGACAUAAGUACGAAAUUCAUAACUGAACAUAACGGUUUAAACAUUGCAGAUAAAGAUUUUCGACGAAAGAGAGCAAUAACAAGAUGGUAUUUAUUUAUUUUCUUAAUGCUCAACCCGUCCUUGAUAAAAUAUCGAAAACAUAAUUUAUCGAAUCGAGGCAGUGUUGAUUUUCUGCAUCAAGUAUUUUUAAAUACAUUGAAAAAUGGCGAAAAAAAGGGUGAAGAAUUUGAAGAAGAGAGCGCAAUUGUAACAGAAGCCCAUUUUGAUAACAACAGCAGUAACAAAAACACAAACAACUUUGAAGAUUUGACUGACGUUGAUAAGGUUUCACUAUACGGAAGUUACCUUGUUAUUGGUGGUGACGAAUUCAAUGAUUCUUUGAACAGUGCAAAUGAAGAUUCGUUUGUGCUUAAUAUUAGCAGAGAAGAAAUCUUGUUGCAUGUUAAUACACAAAAAAAUGAAACAUUUUUAUAAAAAAAAUUAUACUUAGUUUGAUUGUUGGUUAUUGUUUAGAUUUAGGAGUGUAAUUUGUGACCUUGGUUGAUACUUUUAGGACAUGUUGUACCGUAAAAACUGAAAACAACAUAUGUGAACCGAACUUACGAAGAAAAUCGAGCUUUUGUUUUGUUUUAUUUCAGUUUGCUUUAUCUUUACUAGUUACUUAGAUGUUUGACUGACCUUGGAUUGGCAUUUCGUUGAAAAUAACAGAAAUUUUUUAGAAUUCUUAUUUCGAAUGGAGCUUCACCUGUCACGGUAUCUCCCUUCUUUAUAGAAGUAUCCUUUGUAAUGUUGAAAUGCUUUUUGUUGUGUUGUUUCUCAUACACACCCUAUUACAAUUUUUUUCUUCUUAACAGAACGAUUUAAGCUCUCCAUGCUGAAGCUUAUCUUUUGAGGGGAAAAAACAAACUUCUUGGAAAAAAACAAUGUAUUUGCUGCAAUAACAAAAAAAGUUGAAUGAAUUAAAAAUUCUAGUAUAAGCGAAUAAACUUCUAUUUACCAAAAAAUGGUUUACAUCGUCAAACGUGAGAUUUUAGGGCUUGACAAUACUCAAAUAUUACUUUUUUAUUUUUUUUUAUCUGACGCUUAGGUAUCCGGUAAAAUCUAAACUUUGGGAUGACAUUUAACAUAAAAUUAUUUAUACGUAUUUAUUAAUCAUUUUUAGAAUUUUUGAUUGUAUAUAAUUUUAUUGUGUUGCAAAUAAAAACUAAUACUUCUUGUUUUAUCAAAA
This is a messenger RNA of Hydractinia symbiolongicarpus, 3521 nucleotides long. RefSeq names its product stimulated by retinoic acid gene 6 protein-like. Gene Ontology annotation, molecular function: signaling receptor activity; retinol transmembrane transporter activity. The record is from RefSeq and is a predicted model, not a curated record. The coding region runs from base 242 to 2767 and encodes 841 amino acids. Gene Ontology annotation, cellular component: plasma membrane. The transcript is spliced from 20 exons. Gene Ontology annotation, biological process: vitamin A import into cell. Lineage: Eukaryota; Metazoa; Cnidaria; Hydrozoa; Anthoathecata; Hydractiniidae.